This is a messenger RNA of Micropterus salmoides (largemouth bass), 4012 nucleotides long. Its product is annotated as N-acetyllactosaminide beta-1,3-N-acetylglucosaminyltransferase 3-like. Gene Ontology annotation, cellular component: membrane. Bases 1152 to 2288 code for a protein of 378 amino acids. Lineage: Eukaryota; Metazoa; Chordata; Actinopteri; Centrarchiformes; Centrarchidae. The record is from RefSeq and is a predicted model, not a curated record. Gene Ontology annotation, molecular function: hexosyltransferase activity. The transcript is spliced from 2 exons.
GAGGACAUGUGUUGUGUGGGUAUUUAUGGAAAUGUCGGGAGUUAAGUAAUUGAUGUGUGGUCCCGCUCCUGAAACUCUGCUGGUAGCACCACUAAAUGGUGAAAUGUCCAGGGUUUCCAAUACAACUUAAUUUAUUUGUUACAGUUUGUGUGGUUUCCAAUAUGUACAGAGUACAGUCACAGUUAACCGACAAUCAUAAGCAGAACAGCAUGAGUCGCAAGUCAUGAAUAUUUAGCCUAAUGUUAUUAAGAAUUCAAAAUCAAGAUUUAUAUCCACGUUUUAGCUUUAAGACUAUUUAAAAAUGUACUUGAGUCCCCCUUCACACAUGAAUAAGUCAGUAACAGUUAUUUACAUAUAUAAUUUGAUUUAUUUUAUGGUAUUGCCUAGAAAGAAAGAAGCAUUAUUCCUAACAGUUGUGUGAUCCAGCCCACACAGUCUCCUGUGUGGGCUGGAUCUCAUAAGGUAACUUAAUCAGUUACUACAACAACUACAGUCUAAUGAAACUACUCAGCCCUUUUUUAAAACUGAAACUAUUUCACCAGCAAGAUUAUGUCACACAGGUACAAACUUAAUAAUGGAUCCCUUCACAGUCAAAUGACCACUAACCUCUGGGUCACUAGUGGAUGUCGGGACCAGGGCACCAAAAUGGACAGAAAUACUAAAAAACUUAAUUUUCUCAUCAUUCACUUUGGCUUGUGUUUCAGUACAAGGGCCUCAGCUUCGGCCUUCAGAUUUAUUUCUUUGCUCUUUGUGUGUGGCAAAACUGGAUUAGGUGAUGAUGUAUUGUAAUGUGACAAAACCUGGCUUUCUAGUACAGAGACAACAAAGAGGUAUCUUCUAUUGUCUAAGACAAAGAAUAAAAUAUUUCCCAUGACGCAGUCUUUUCAGGAAGCUUUGACUUUCAGGCAAUGCUUGUUGGCCGCAUGCUCUGCGUUGGCAGAGACCUGAUUGGCUAAACUUGGCUGAAAAUGUGCCCUAGUCACAGCCUGUGCAUCGUCAUUACCUGUACACAGCACUCGGCACAGAAUGCCUUGUAACUGUGAAUGGAUUCUAAUCAUGUUCUUACGUUUAUCUACCUGUAUGUUAAGGUAAUUAUUGCUGAUUGUGUGUUAUUCCUGUAAACUUCAUUCCUCUACAAAUUAAUUUCAAGAAUGACAAACCUCAGAGCGAGUUUCUUUCUGGUGGGAGUUCUUGGACUUUGGGCAAUUUAUAUCAGUAAAGACUCUAUUGACGCCAGCUUUUUAAGCCUCCAAGUAGAAGUGAGAAAACAUGACAGUCAAAUGAAGCCACACAGCAAAAACUCCUACGUAUACUCCUGGCCAAGAUGUCAACGAAAUGUGUCUGCUGCCAACAUCAAAGGCUUCAAAUCUUUUUCUGGUGGCAUGCAACAGUUUCUUUACUAUGAACACUGUCGCCAUUUUCCCAUGCUACUGGACAUUCCUGAUAAAUGUGGAGGAGCUGAUAAAUCAGCAGAAGUCUUCCUUCUGCUGGUCAUUAAAAGUUCUCCUGUGAACUACGACCGUCGAGAGGUUCUGCGCAAAACCUGGGCCAAAGAGAGGUUACACAAUGGUGUGUGGAUCAGAAGAAUCUUCAUCUCAGGAACGAUGGAUGUCGGUUUUGCCAAAAAGAGAAUGAACAAAUUACUCGAGUUGGAGCAACGUGAGCACAGAGACAUCCUCCAAUGGGACUUUAGUGACACAUUCUACAACCUCACCUUGAAGCAGAUUCUCUUCUUAGAAUGGAUGGAAAGAAACUGUCCGAACGCUCGCUUCCUGCUAAAUGGUGAUGAUGACGUCUUUGCCAACACAGACAACAUGGUUGAGUUUCUCCAGGGCCUCAAGGAUAAUAAUGGAAGCAAGCACCUUUAUACUGGCCAUGUGAUCAGGAAUGCGGCACCGAAACGAUUGAAAAACAGCAAGUAUUUUAUCCCAGUGCAAGUGUACAAAUCGAAAUUAUAUCCCCCAUAUUGUGGGGGUGGGGGUUUCCUCUUGUCUGGCUAUACAGCUUUGGUCGCAUACAACAUGUCCAAGUCCAUUCCCAUUAUUCCUAUUGAUGAUGUUUACAUUGGGAUGUGUCUGGCCAAAGCAAAACACGCACCUGUUCUCCAUAUGGGUGUCAAGACGCUAGGAUAUUCCAUGCCUAUUAACAAAGCAGUUGAUGAACAUGAUCCUUGCUAUUACAAAGAACUUCUACUGGUACACAGAUUCCUUCCAGCUCCCAUGUAUCUUAUGUGGCACAGAACACAGGACCCCAAUCUGAAAUGUGGUACCAAGGGGACCUGGCUUUAGCAAUAACAAAAUAUAACCUGUGACAGAGCUGUGGCACUUUGCAUAUUGCACCUGCUCUUAGAUUCAGGGCAACCUUCUUCUAUCUAUCUUCUCCUCAGGCUUCAGCACAGUCCAAAGUAACAGCCAUCAAAAACCGUGAUAAAUCUCCCUUAGCAAAGCCCAUGGGAAUUUUGGAGGGUGGUAAUUUAAGUUUUAAUAGGUUUUACUGUGGGUCACAUCUGUAAAACUUCUAUAAACCUCUCCAAAGGUUGGAUGUCUCUGUGUUUGCAUCCUACCUGAUAAGUCACUCCUACCAGGUGACAUGUGAAGUACCAAUGUCUGACCUAAGCAUUCUGUUACACAAAUGGCUCAGUCCUGUGACCCCUCACCUUUUGUUUCUAAACAAUGAUGCUUGGGGUUGUCAUACACACGUAUGGUUUCUUUUGUCACUUUAAUGCUGAUGAUACUACGCUAUUCUUGUAAUUCAGAUAAAGUCAUGCACCACUGUUUGCCUGGCAGACAUCUCAGAGUCGAUGUCAGGGCAUCAACUUAAGCUCAACCUGGACAAGACUUGAACUUUUUCAGAGGAAAGCAUGUGCACAUGACACCUGACAUCACCACUGACAAUACUGUAGUGAUGGCAACUUGGACAGCAUGGUUUUCCGACACCAAUCCACUUUUUCAUUCACUACAGCCAAGAAGAACGAAGUGUUGUGUCCUUUAUGUAGCAAAAUCGACAAGGGGAUUGAUGUUGGAGUGAUGUGUGGGUGUCAUCUGAAUUUUGUGCAGGAGACUUGUGUUCAGGCCCAUCACAGUUGUUUCAGUUACCUAACCUUGCCUAGUUUAUUUGACAGAACCUUGAUCUUGCCUUUAACACAUGUGAAGACAUUGUAAAAAGAAGACAUUUCAGAAAUGUUGGCAUUGAACAUAAUCCAGGUUUUUGCAGAACCUUCCAAUAUCAAUUGUCAGUACAGUAAGAAGAUUUUGCUUUUUUUGUUGUAAGUGGAAAACUCUGUCAGACUACCAUUGGUGAGUAAGGAAUUUAAUGUGCUUUAGUUGUUAGUUUUCUGUGAACAUAGUCCAGUCACAGCUGUAGUUAAUAAUUUGCCUGUGGGAGAAAUCUUUCUUUAAUCAUGAUGUGUGGGAGAGUUUUACUUAAUGUAUUUAUAUAGCUGCUGUCAGCUUUGUGUUUUGUUGUGAAUCUAGCUGGGUAUUGAACUGCAAUACUUUCUGACUACGGACUGAAUUCAUGUCCAUAGCACACAUGAGGUUUUAAAUAAGUUUGAAGUUUUCUUAAAUUGUAAGGAUUAUAUCAAUAUAAUCUACAUAUUUGUGAACAAUGUCACUUUGUCAGAAAGAUAUUAUGUGUAUAUACAGCAAAUGUCCAUGUCUUGUUUAUUUUUAUAUUCUGUCACUUUAUAAUUAAAUGAUUUGAUGUAAAAUUGUGAACUACACAAAUGAAUGUGAUUAUAAACAAAUAUUUGAAUGAAUGUAGAAUCCAAUAAUAAUAAGUUCUGAAGUUGAGAUACAUUUUUACUUUUUACUUAUUACUCAUUUAAAAAGUAACAAUAUUACUUUAAUUAUUACUGGGUAUUAAAAGUAAAUAGUCACGUUACUCAUUAAGUUACAAUUACUUUCAACCACCGCACAUCCUUAAAAGUGACGGGAAAUCUCUUCAGCAGCGCAUUUUGGGUGUACUGUAACAAUUUUUUUCAUUAAAUUACAAUAAAAUACUGGAAGCUACA